Messenger RNA from Nannospalax galili (Upper Galilee mountains blind mole rat), 1858 nucleotides. Its product is annotated as cytochrome c-type heme lyase. The record is from RefSeq and is a predicted model, not a curated record. Gene Ontology annotation, molecular function: holocytochrome-c synthase activity. Gene Ontology annotation, biological process: cytochrome c-heme linkage. Bases 203 to 1021 code for a protein of 272 amino acids. NCBI's taxonomy places the organism in Eukaryota, Metazoa, Chordata, Mammalia, Rodentia, Spalacidae. The transcript is spliced from 7 exons. Gene Ontology annotation, cellular component: mitochondrion.
AGGAAGUAAUGGCUCGCGGAACCCGGCGAUGACCCCAGCUUUUAGCGGUGACCUGGAGUGAGGGAGGAAAGAGGCGACAACUGCCCGGCUCUGCUGAGCGCGUUCGGCUUGGUGGUUCAUGGCGGUUCUGGCCACCCGGAAUAAUCCGAAGGGAGACUCAUUUGGAAGUUGAAAACUGGGAGUCAUCCCUGUGAUUCCAACCAUGGGUUCCUCAGCAUCUAGUCCUGCCGCUGCAGUUCAGGCCCCCAGUGCUUCAGACCCUCGACCUGCUUCACGGCCUUCAUGGUGCCCAAUGCAUAGAAGAGAGGGAACAGGCUGUCCAGAGAGUGCAGCAGCAUCUGGUCCAAGCUGUGAGAACAAAGCACACUCCGUGCCUGCCCACCAAGAUCGGGCCUAUGAGUUUGUGGAAUGCCCUUUUAUAAAUGCUGCAGCUAAGAAUAAGGAGAACCUUGACCCUUCAAAUCUGAUGCCACCACCUAAUCAGACUCCAUCCGCAGAUCAGCCUUUCGCACUGUCUACUGCCAGGGAGGAGUCAUCUAUUCCAAGAGCAGACUCUGAGAAAAAAUGGGUUUACCCUUCCGAACAGAUGUUCUGGAAUGCAAUGCUACGGAAAGGGUGGAAAUGGAAGGAUGACGAUAUUAGUCAGAAAGAUAUGUAUAAUAUCAUUAGAAUUCAUAAUCAGAAUAAUGAGCAAGCGUGGAAGGAGAUUUUGAAGUGGGAAGCCCUUCAUGCUCGUGAAUGUCCUUGUGGCCCGUCAUUGGUCAGAUUCGGAGGGAAAGCAAGAGAGUAUUCACCAAGAGCAAGAAUUCGGUCAUGGAUGGGGUAUGAGUUGCCGUUCGACAGGCACGACUGGAUCGUCAACCGUUGUGGUACAGAAGUUAGGUACGUGAUUGAUUACUAUGAUGGCGGCAAGGUCAACAAGGACUACCAGUUCACCAUCUUGGAUGUGCGUCCUGCCUUUGAUUCAUUCUCAGCAGUAUGGGACAGAAUGAAGGUCACUUGGUGGCGCUGGACUUCAUAACCACUCUUUUGCUAGGAAAAUAUUAUGAACUUUUUUUUUCUGAGACAUUAAACUAUUUUGCCCAAACAAAAGUGCACUCAUAACAUCACAGUGGGUAAUCAUACUUGAUCCUCUGUUCAGCAAAGGAUCCACUGUUCCUUUAAUGUUUGAGUCACAUUUUGCAUUGUAGUUGAUAGAGGUCAUUUUACGUCCCCCCCCCCCCAAUUUGGUAUUAGUGGGAAGCAGUCCCUUAGUUUUCCCAUUAACUACAGUAUUGUCUCAUAUUUCAUGUAGAAAGGUCUCAACCACCUCUGAAAAACACCUUUUCAGAAAAAAAAGAAAGCUGUCUUUAUUCUCAGGAGUAAGAGAUAGAGAACUUGAAAGUGUGAUGCUUUUACCUGGUCAAAUAUUUUGACCAGGUCUGUUCAUUAUAAGAAAGAAGCACUUACUCCUCUUUAAAAUGUUACCACUAUUUCUAAAGUCUCUACAGUCUGAGUAGCAUCUCUGAACAGAGUUCAGAGGUAAGCACUGAAAUGCACUCCAAAAGACUUAGGCAUGACUUGAUCUUGAGAGAAAUUUCAACUCACCAUGAGAAGAUGAUAAUGUGCUUUGAUAGAUGUAGCUUUCAAAAUGCUUUGCUUUUCAUUCCUGUUCUAAUAUGUAGCUGUUGCUAAGAAGCUGGACUCGUUGUCCCUGGAAAUUGACAGGUUAUCUUUAAGUUGCCCCAUUCCAUUCAAUCCUCCCUCUAGGAGCCUUCUUCCCAGUCGGCCUAAUCUAAACUUUCAAAGCCUGAACAAGUCACAUUUGUAAAACAAGAUUCUGCUUGGCUGACUGUUAGAAUUCCUAAGAAGUGUGCUU